Molecule: messenger RNA, 465 nt
Organism: Paraphaeosphaeria sporulosa
Lineage: Eukaryota; Fungi; Ascomycota; Dothideomycetes; Pleosporales; Didymosphaeriaceae
Exons: 1
Coding region: 1-465 (154 amino acids)
Source: RefSeq, a predicted model, not a curated record
AUGAGUACAACUGCAUACAUCCGCAGAGGAGAAAAGCAGCAGAGACAGUCGGCGUGUCAAAAGUACAAAGAUCAAGCACAGGAGGAUCUAGCGGGGUAUGAAAAGCUGGAAAAGAACAUCACUGACAACUACAACGAGGAGAUCGAAGGCGGUGCGGAAGCGAGCGAAUACGAAGAGAGCAGUAUUCAGGAUCAUGACGCCGAGGGAACUGCCCCCAUCUCCGUGUACGACUCAUGGAUGACGUUGAACCCUUCACAAAGCAUUGAACGCCUAUAUCAACACCCUAAUCCUUCUAUUUAUCACUUUGCCGUCAUGUCAAACGAGGGCAAACUGACUGGUGCGACAAUCUAUAUAUACUCUCCCCCUUACGCAGAGAUCCAGGCUUGGGUCGUGCCUUCAUCGCAGAGUAGUAACCCCAAUGGGAGGAGAAUUGGCACUGCACCGCUGCAAUACGGGAGUCUGUGA